Nasonia vitripennis (jewel wasp) is the source of this 3846-nucleotide messenger RNA. RefSeq names its product zinc homeostasis factor 1 (gene ZnT77C). The record is from RefSeq and is a predicted model, not a curated record. The coding region runs from base 1688 to 3238 and encodes 516 amino acids. Lineage: Eukaryota; Metazoa; Arthropoda; Insecta; Hymenoptera; Pteromalidae. Gene Ontology annotation, molecular function: zinc ion transmembrane transporter activity. Gene Ontology annotation, cellular component: membrane. The transcript has 8 exons. Gene Ontology annotation, biological process: detoxification of zinc ion; zinc ion transmembrane transport; intracellular zinc ion homeostasis.
ACAUACACACAAUACGCGAGCCAGCGGUCGAGCCAUUUUCCAAUCGUAGAGAGCCGAAACGGCAAUUAAGCGAUUAGACGAAUACGAGAGUUCCGAGGCUGCCCUUACUUUUCCUAGCCCGUGGAGUGCAACCGAUUUUCGCAUUGUUUACCGCUGUGUGUAUACAGGAGGAAAAGGUGCCUUUGCCGCGUUGAAUAUUAUUUCUCUCUAUAAGGUUUUUUUUAUACUUUUUAGCAAUAAAAAUUGCCGAUUAGAUAAAAAAAAACGCUCCUCUCGUGUACGCGGAACCUCAAGCAGUUAUCGUCGUCCGCAGCCCAUCAAACUCUCUCUCUCUCUCCAAAAAUACCGACAAUUUCGCCGAGACUCGAGGCGCGGGUGUCGGAGAUAAGCGAUGUCCAGCGGAUAAUAAGCGCGCUCGAUCAGGCCUGUACGUGUGCAAUGUACAUACACAUGUAUACACUUACGCAUUCGUGAGCGUAUAGAUAAAUCUAUAGACGAGGGCGCCGCUCGUUCAUUAUCCGACAAGACGCUCGAGGCGAUAAAGUCUCCGAGGCACGUCUCUCUCCGACGAGGUUGUCCGAGUAUGUGAUUCUCUCGCGGUGGAUCGAUUUUAUACUUUGAGCAUUAGUUGCUUUUUUCUAACCGGAUAUCGGACGACGAUAUUGUGCGACGAUUGUGCGGUGCUGCGGACGGCGAUUUGUUCUUUUGGGGAGAGGCAUCAGAGGAUUUUGAGAGAUCACAAGUGCGCUCGAAUCGUGGUGCAGUGAAUUUUAGUGAACUAUAUUCACGUUUAUUUUUAUUAAUUAUUAUAAUAGAAUAAUAUCUGUGUGCACGAUAAUAUAUAGGUUGAAACGUUCUUCCAACGCGGCAAGCUAUCGUCCGCGUUUUCGCGAUGCUUUACGAGUUUGUAACAUCGCCAGAACUAACGUUGCGUCUAUAUAUAAUACUUGGAAGAACGCGUUGGUGUGCCCGCGCGUGCGAAUAGAAGUUUAUUCGAAUCAUUGUCGUAUAUAAGCUCGAAUAAGAGUCGGUCUUCGAUGUUUCCUCGUUUAGAAUCUCAUUAGACGCUAUAUUAUACACGUAAUUACGAUUCAUACGCCGAGCAAAUUGAUUAUAUACAUCCGAUCGUUAAAACUCUUUGAAUUUCGCUCGCCGUUAAACGUACUUUCGAAAGAAUUCAAAGCAGUGUCAAUGUCAAUGCGUUUCCUUUGCCUCCGUCUAAUUGUCCAAAGUUCGGUUGUGCAAUUGCUGCUUUACAUAACGUUAACGAGAUAGACCCGCGUAAACCUUUAUUUAUAUUCAUCGUGAUAAGUUUAUAUCAGAUAAUACAAUGACCGGCGAGACGAGCGUCGCCGAUCGCGAUUCCCCGCACGUUCGCGGAUUUUAUUUAUUUUUUUUUUUUUUUCGUUAUCUCGAUUGAAAAAAAAAAGAAAAGAAAAACCAGAACUCUCGAUAUUCCAAAACAAUCACCACCUCCCAUACAACACAGCGUGUUUCAAUGUGUAAUAACGCAGCAUCUCUCGUGCGCGUGUCUGUUCAGCAGAGCCAACAUCGGCAGCAGCAGUGGAGAUAGGCUAAGGAACGGUACUAACUCUCGUACUCUAUACUCUACUCUCGCGAGCGAGAGCCGACCGGCGGCUGGUAGACACGUGUGUUUAUAGAUAGUGAGAGCUAGAUAUAGCGAAGAAUGGCGGUGAAAGAGUGGUUCAGGAAGCUCAGGCCGGUCCAGCUCUAUCUCGUUCUGUUCUUCACGAUCGCUUACUUCGCCGUGGAAAUCGUCGCGUUCUACGUCUCCCACACGCUCACUUUGCUCAUCAAUGCCUACCACAUGCUGUGCAACAUCGUGGCCCUCAUCGGUUGCAUCGCUUCGAUUAAGUACGAAAACGAAGGCAACAAGAGCCACGAGAGUUCGUUGGCGUCACUAAAAGAUUCGGCGAGCAGUUUGGACGAAAAAAGCUUGAACCAGCCGUCGACGAAGAAAUCCAAGCAAUCCAAGUCGGAGCGGCGCAUGAAGAAUACCUUCGGCUGGGCCCGCAUCGACGUCGUGACGAUGUUGAUCUGCUGCGUACUGCUCGCCUCGUUCUGCUUCUCGACGAUCGUCGAGUCGGUCCAGACUCUCCUCCACAUCGACCAUCUCGACGCGAUGCACUAUCCUCUGCCCAUAAUGAGCAUAGGCGCAUCUGGAAUUCUGCUGAAUGCCUUUUGUUAUUUCUUGAUCGGCGGCUACACCUUCAAUCAGGGAGUUUUUCUACACUUCACUCAGAACGGCGAGGUUGUGCUGAAGAGGAGCCCAAACACGGAAUCGACGUCGGAAGGCGAAACGGAUCAGACUCGUCGCAGUCCCAUAGUAGUGCCGAAGAGCCAAGGGCUGCGCGAGAUGUGUCGCGACGUCCUCGGCUGUGUCCUGGUGAUGAUCGCCUCGUGCCUGGUCUACUUCACCGACAGCCAAGUGGCCAAAUUCGUCGAUCCCAUCAUCGCCAUCAUCUCCGCCGUCUCCCUCUUCUUCAUCAGCCUGCCUUACAUGAAGGAAUCGGGCCUGAUUCUCCUGCAGACAAUUCCGAAUCACAUCAACAUCGAUUCCCUGCAAAAAGACCUCCUCGCGGCGUUUCCUGACAUCGUGAACGUGCAUGACUUGCACGUGUGGCAGCUCAAUGGGGAGAAAGUCGUCUCGACCGUUCAUAUCAUUUACGCCGAUCCUACGGUGUGCGCCAGGAUCACCGACCAGAUAACUGCCUUUUUCAAUGACAUGGGGAUAACCCACGUUACCAUUCAGCCGGAAUUUUGCAAGAUGAAACCACACACGGGACCACACAUCGACUGCCUAAUACGCUGCCAAAGCAAGCACUGCAGCGCAUCGACCUGUUGCUCGCGAGACGAGCUUCUCGACGACGACGACCACCACCACCACCACCACCACCACCACCACCACCACGACCACCACAUAGUCAGCAAGAAAUUCGGCUCCAAAGAGAUCCUCCCCGCCGACCCGUCGCCCGUCGAUCUCAAGCGUUUCACCAUAAACGUCAGCGAGAUAAACGAGACGUCGUGCGAAACCGGCUGCGUCAAACGCAGUAUCAGCGCCAGCGAACUGACCGUCGAAGUCAGCCAGAAGAACCACGACAAUCGUCGUACCGUCAAUGUUGAUAUUGUGGAAAACAAAGCGACGCUCGAGGUGCUACAGACCAACGACGACGAGCUCGCGAUAACGGAAUGCAGCGACGACGGGGAGGAACGAUGAGAGUAUAGAAUAUAUAAGACGUGUGAUGUGUGGAUGAAUACGUGCCUUAUAUUGUAAAUGAGAUUUUUUUUUAAGAAAUAUGUAAGGAAAACGAGAAGACUGGAUGCUAUAGUAUUUUAAGUUACGUAUAGGGACCGAGUCGUCUAUUUUGUGUACAAAGAGUUGUUGCUCGCAUGUGUGUGUGUGUGUGUGUGUUGCUGAUGUAUCUACAGUCUGUGUAUAAUGUGAAUAUUAGGUUCAAUUUGUAUACGGUAUAGAUGCCACGAAAUCUUUGAGAGAUUCUCAGUGUGCUGAGACAAUAAUUUUUUCUAUUCUACGGGACAAUGUAUUUUGUACAAAGCCACUUUGCUAUAAUUAAUACGCAGUUUUGAACUUGUAGCUAGAGAAAACAGCGAAAUGACUAUACCGUACGUUAUAGUUGAAUAGCGAAGGAUUUAAAUGAUGAGAUAUAUGUAAUAUUUUUGUAAGAUGUGUAUUGCCCUGUGUACAUUUUAUGAAGUUUUACACAGACGAGUUUCAAGUCUAUCUUUCUAUCAUACCAUUGUAUAUCUGUAUUUCAAGAUUUUAAACAAUUAUAUAAGAUAAGAGAUAAACCUUUUAAUAAUUGC